UCUCUAUCUCUUCUUCUUCUUCCAAGAACCCUAAAUUUCGCUCCCUCCGACCACCGAACUGACUUUACCGGAUCGAUUCGGGUAUCUACGGAGGUGAUAGUUAGCUAUGGCCACUCGGAGAAACACCAAUUCAAUGCAGAGAGUGAAGGUUUAUCGUUUGAAUGAAGAUGGUCAAUGGGAUGAUCGAGGAACUGGACACGUUACUAUGGAUUAUAUGGAGCGAUCGGGAGAUUUCGGUCUUUAUGUAAUUGAUGAAGAUGAUAAUUCGACAUUGCUUGUACACAACAUCAGCUCUGAGAAUAUCUACAAGCAGCAAGAAGACUCAAUUAUCUCAUGGAGUGAACCAAAACACUCAGCACAAUUGGCUUUGAGCUUUCAAGAGACUGCGGGAUGCACGUUCGUAUGGAAUCAAAUAUCCAGUAUGCAACGAAUUCUACAUUUCGAUUCUCUGCACAGCGAAGCGUUUCACAAUGUGAUCAGUGAGUUGAAGGAGCUUCCUGAUGUCAACCGUUCUAAUCUUCCCCUACUACUCAAGGUUGUUACUGAAAAUUGCAUCACAGAUCAGAUGCGACUAACCGAACUUAUUCUGAAGGAUGCUACUUUCUUUCAGAAAUUGAUGGAUGUAUUUGAUUCAUGUGAUAACGUGAAAGAUGUUGCUGACCUUCACAUGAUAUUCAAAAUUGUCAAAGGAAUCAUUUCGCUCAACAGUUCUCAGAUCCUGGAGAUUAUCGUAGGGGAUCAACUGUUCAUGAAAAUUAUCGGGUGCCUUGAGUAUGAUCCCGAUGUUCCCCAGUCUCAACAUCACCAGACUAUGCUGAGGGAGCAUGCUGUUUUUAAGGAGGCUAUACCAAUUAAGAAUGCCCUGGUUCUGUCGAAGAUACACCAAACAUACAGAAUUGGUUUUCUGAAGGAUGUUUUGACGAAUGUAGUAGAUGCUGCUACAACCACAAACCUAGAUUCAGUAAUCGAUGCAAACAAUGCUUCUAUUGUUACACUGCUGAAGGAUGACAUCCAAGAGUUAUUUGCACGGUUACGGUCACCUUCUACAUCUGACGAAUCAAGGAAUAAUUUGGUUCUGCCGGUAAGAUUCUCUGAUUUUGGGCAGGGUCCUGUCAUUAAGGUGCACUUCUUGCACGAAUUUUGUAGUUUAUGCAAGAGCACGAAGAAGGUAUCGGUCUUGAGGGAACUUAUCAGUGACGGUCUUUUUGACAUCAUUGCAGAAAUCUUGAAGAGUCCAGAUAAGAAACUCAUAUUAAUGGGGGCCGAAAUUCUUAGUAUUGUGUUGGCUCAAGAUUCUCUUAUGCUCUUAUGCUCUUAUGUUGUUCGACCGGAAACUCCCCUCCUUGGUCUCUUGGUUAAGAGAAUGAUGGAAGAUUUUGGUGAUAAGAUGGAAUCGCUGUUUGUGGACAUUAUUCAAAAUGUAUUGGAAUUUCGUGGAGCUCAAAAUGUACAAUUCUCUGAUAAGCAGAAGAAGAUGCAAGGGAUGAUUUUGGAUACUUUCUGUGAGAAGCAUCUACCUGAAUUAGUUGAUUUAAUAAUGGCCUCAUGUCCUGAAAGACCUGGCGAUACAUCUGAAGGUGCAUUCGUAAGAGUUGGCAGCCAUCGUGGGGCAAAGCCGGAAGUCCUAUUGCACAUUUGUCAAUUGCUGUGCUCUUGCGUUCAACUGGAUCCAUUCAGGACAAAUUUUCUCCAUAACAAUUUGACAGAAAAGGUUUUGCUUCUUACACGAAGAAAGGAAAAACCCCUAGUGGCUGCGGCUGUUCGAUUUGUCCGCAGUCUCCUCUCUGUCCAUGAUGAUAAUGUCCAGAGUUACAUUGUUGAGAACAACAUGCUGAAACCGAUUAUAGAUGUUUUUGUUGCUGAUGGUCACCAGGACAACCUCCUGACUUCUGCUGUCUUGGAGCUUCUUGAGCACAUACGCAAGAAAAAUGCAGUGUUGGUCAAAUACGUAGUUGAUACAUUUUGGGACCAGUUAGCUCCAUUUGAGCACCUGCCUUCCCUCCAGGAUCUUAAAACAAAAUAUGAGAAGUGCUUAGAAAGGAAGGGACCAAAGAGCUCCACUGAUGAUCAAUCUGAUAUGAGACAAGAUGGGCGUGCUCUGGAUGAAGAAAAGUCACCUUCUGCUUCCUGUCCACAGAUGGAAGAAGCUGAGCCCCAUAAUUCCGAUGUCGCAGCUGCAAGUUCUACUCCUAGUACACAGAUGGAAGAAGAUGAGCCCUAUAAUCCCGAUGUCACAGCUGCAAGUUCUGCUUCUCCGAGCAAGAGGUCUGGAGGUUCGGGUGAUUAUAUGGAUGACGAAGAUGAGCAAGAGAAGCGUAAAAGACAGAGGCUCAGUUCAACAAGUGAAGGAAACAAGAACACCCCAGAACAAGGUGGCGAAGCUAAGGAACCUGGAGAACUCUAAGGAGCAAAUGACCGUAGUAGUAGUUUUAGAUGGAAAAAAAUGACAGCAAGCAGAUGUAAAGAGAUGUCGAGAUUAACAUUCUCGACAAUAUAUAGGAUUUUUGAGG
Messenger RNA from Arabidopsis arenosa, 2510 nucleotides. Lineage: Eukaryota; Viridiplantae; Streptophyta; Magnoliopsida; Brassicales; Brassicaceae. The record is from the annotation of a GenBank genome assembly.